Molecule: messenger RNA, 2023 nt
Organism: Zingiber officinale
Lineage: Eukaryota; Viridiplantae; Streptophyta; Magnoliopsida; Zingiberales; Zingiberaceae
Product: novel plant SNARE 11-like
Exons: 10
Coding region: 422-1186 (254 amino acids)
Biological process (GO): vesicle fusion
Cellular component (GO): late endosome membrane; ER to Golgi transport vesicle membrane; endoplasmic reticulum membrane
Molecular function (GO): SNAP receptor activity; SNARE binding
Source: RefSeq, a predicted model, not a curated record
GAGCUCGAGCUGUCGAGAAAGCUUCGCAACCGUUGCGACCUCGUGUCGCGUUCGUGCCCCCAACGACGAGAUUUCCACGCCCAUUCUAUGAACCCUAGGUCCGCCCUCCCCCCGCCGUUUCCUGCCUGGCCUGCAUCGAAUCCAGCAUCGCCGGUAGCCGGCGAUUUCUACGAUUCCCCCAGCUCGACUUCCUCGGCCACGAUCUGAAGCCUUGGCGUCCCGCAGCGACUGGAUCUGGCCGCCGUGGAUGGAUUCUAGUCGUAUUCCGUAAUGUGUCGCCUGGACAUCGUGGGGCGUAGAGGGAGCUGAAGUCGGUGUUCUGAAAACGGGCAUCCUUUGCUGGAUUUGCUCACGUCGGGAAAGGGUCGAUCUUGAUUGGUAGAGGUGGUCAAUCCUCGUCCAGGAGAGUUCCUAUUUGAAAAUGGACUUGCCUGAUAUCAGCGAGGAAUUGGCCCUUACAGAAGGGCAGAUCAACGAUAUAUUUCGGGCUUUAUCAAGUGGAUUUCAAAAACUGGAUAAGAUCAAGGAUGCCAACAGACGAAGUAGACAGUUAGAGGAACUGACUGACAAGAUGAGGGAAUGCAAGAGACUUAUCAAGGAGUUUGAAAGGGUCGCGAAGCAAGAGGAGACUAGGAAUCCACAGGAUAAAAAUAGGAUGCUGAAUGAGAGAAAACAAUCAAUGAUUAAAGAACUGAACUCAUAUGUUGCUCUGAAAAAGCAGCAUGCAAGUGAAAAUAAAAGGAUUGAUCUCUUUGAUGGACCUGGUGGUGAUGGGUUUGGGGAAGAAAAUGUUCAAUUGGCAUCAUCGAUGACAAAUCAACAGUUGAUGGAUCAUGGAAACCAUAUGAUGGAUGAAACGGAUCAGACUAUUGACAGGGCAAAGAAGGUUGUCGAAGAGACGAUCAAUGUUGGAGCAGAAACUGCAGCUUCUCUCAAGGCACAGACCGAACAAAUGAGUAGAAUCGUAAAUGAACUUGAUUCAAUCCAGUUUUCCAUCAAGAAAGCAUCUAAACUGGUGAAGGAAAUUGGAAGACAGGUGGCGACUGAUCGGUGCAUAAUGGCGAUGCUCUUCCUUAUAGUGAUGGGAGUUAUAGCAAUUAUAAUUGUAAAGCUUGUGCAUCCAAAUAACAAAGACAUAGUGGACAUUCCUGGACUUGCUCCUCCAGCUGCAAGGAAACUUCUGUAAUAUCUAUAUCACUAUUGGAUUUCAUAUUCUUCCUCAUGCACGGUAUUUGCCAUCUAUUAUUGAAUACUUUCUCUAUUUUAUGUGUUCUUUUCUUUUGUUUUUUCAUCACUUUUUAUGGUCAGAACAACAUUUUGUUUUAUAAAGAUGUAUAUGGUCUGCCUUGCUUAAAUUUCACGGUUUAUUUAUAUAUUUGUUCGAAAGUUUGAAACUGCAUUUGGAACAGUCUGAUAUUCUUCCUCAUUCAAUCUAAUAUUUGUCAUCACUCAGCUUUAUCCAUUGUGUUGCUUCCUUUGAUUUUUUUUAACCACUUUUAUGUUUUUUUAUCAGUAUAAAUUUUGAUUAAUCAGAGCAACAUUUUGUCUAUGAAGAUGUAUAUGGUAUAUAUCCAACCCAAAGUUUAUGGUCUAUUUCUGCAUUUGUUAACUGAAAUUGCAUUUGGGACCGUUUGAAUCUGAUGAUCCUUAAGCUUUAUUUGAAAGGAGAGGAGAUAGGAUUUGAGGAGGGAAUCCAUGGAGUUAUUUACUCCUGUUCAACAAUCAAGAGGAAGGGAGCUAAAAUAUCUUAAUGGUUUGCUUGUUUGUGCCUUAACAUCUCUACCUUCAUUUACGCUAAUCCUUUCUUCUGUUGGCUACAAUGCGACUGUUACCCGAAGCCGUCACGCUCAUUGCCAAUGACACUUGUUCACCUUCGUGCUCUCUGUCAAAGCCCUUGCAUUCGUUGCCCAUUGUUGAUUCUCACUGUGAGUUUCCAGAACACGAAGCUGACCAGGCUAAAUAUUCGUCACUGUUGCUUGUUCUCAUAGUUCACCAAGCAAAUGAAGAAUAUCUCUAAUAUCAA